CUUCGAGAACGUUCGGUCAUAUCACGUGAUCGCCGCCGGCCUGCUCAGUAGCACGCGCAUAGCGGUGGCAAGAGGAAGUGUGUUUGGAGUGAUCUCGUUACAAAAAACAGCGAAAUCUCUCAAACGAAAUGCCAAGAAGUAGAAAGCGGACGACAUCAAAGGCUAGUUGGACAUCGGUUACGUUGGAGUCUGCAAUAAACACUAUAAGAAAUGAAGGAAUAUCGGUUAAUAAAGCGGCACAACAAUAUCAAAUACCUUACAGCACACUGAAGAAACGGUACAGGUUAGCAAUUACUGAUGACAGUUCUUACAGUCGUUCUCCGACGCUCGGUAGGAAACCUGUGUUCACUAGUGAACAGGAACAGAUACUUGUUAAGCAUAUACUCGAUAUGUCUAACAUAUUUUACGGUUUAACAAGCAUUCAACUGCGAAAAAUAUGCUACAAUAUGGCUGUGAACUACGGUCUCGAAAAUAGAUUUAAUACUGAAAAAAAAAGUGCUGGGAAAGAUUGGUUGUACGGAUUCAUGAAUCGACAUCCAGAACUUAGUAUAAGAAAGCCAGAAGCGACCAGUAUUAAUAGAAUUUUGGGCUUUAAUAAGACUGAAGUCACUCGUUUUUUUAGCAAUUUGGAAUCUGUAAUGACAAAAUUUAAUUUUGAGGCGCAAAACAUAUUCAAUAUGGACGAAACAGGAUUUUCUACAGUUCAUGAGCCAGACAAUAUAAUUGCUCUUAAAGGACGUAAGCGUGUUGGUGCAGCGACUUCAUGGGAGACAAAACCAAGAAAAAGUAGUAGAAACAAGCAACAUUCAGAAGUUUUGACUAGCACUCCUAUGAAAGAAGUUUUUGAGGAGAAGAAGGAGAAAAAGAAUAAAAGAGAGAAGAAAAUAAAUAAACCAAAGAAAAUACAAAUAAGUAAAUCUAAGAAUAAGAUACAGUUUAAGAAUAAAUUAUAUCAAAAAAAUAUACACAGAGUAACUAGAAAUUUGUUCCAAGACAGCACUACUGAUGAAUCAUCAAUGAAUGAAAAAAAUAUUUGUGAUGAUAAUUCUGAAUACUCUGAGGAGGAAAAUGUAUGCAUGAUAUGUAACGAUGUUGGUAAAAAUGAAGAAUUAUGGUAUCGUUGUAGAGCUUGUGGCAAAUGGGCCCAUUCUGAGUGUUCAGGUUACGAUCACCCUGAGGAUUAUAUUUGCAAUUUUUGUUUAGAUCCUUAA
Amyelois transitella is the source of this 1211-nucleotide messenger RNA. RefSeq lists its product as uncharacterized. Gene Ontology annotation, molecular function: DNA binding. The transcript is spliced from 2 exons. Bases 129 to 1211 code for a protein of 360 amino acids. NCBI's taxonomy places the organism in Eukaryota, Metazoa, Arthropoda, Insecta, Lepidoptera, Pyralidae. The record is from RefSeq and is a predicted model, not a curated record.